Electrophorus electricus (electric eel) is the source of this 982-nucleotide messenger RNA. The record is from RefSeq and is a predicted model, not a curated record. Lineage: Eukaryota; Metazoa; Chordata; Actinopteri; Gymnotiformes; Gymnotidae.
UAUUGUGAAUACAUUGAUAUAAACGCCCAUUUCUCAUAAUACGUGCCAAGUUCUUACUUUUGUUAUCAGGCUUAAGUACUGUGUAGGAAUGCGACCUCCGAAGUUCUCGGAUUGUUUUCAAGUUGUGAAACUAAAAUAGUUCCUUAGGAUAUUCCGAAGUCUCUCGUUGACUGCCACGGCGAUUUAAAAAUAUCUUUGAGCUACCUAUAAAGUACAAAUCAAUAAACUGCUACUGCCGCUGUCCUAGUGAGGAAGGACUGAAGAUUUAAUAUGAGGUGGUUUUGCUGCUCUUCAUGUGGAGCACACAGGCAGAGGACAUCCUGACACCAAGUGUAGACAUUAUUGGGGAACUGCGGAAGAUAAAAAUUAUUGAGGACAAGAUGAAAAAAAUGGAGAGUGAAAUCAAAGACCUCAAGUUUUCAAACACAGAACAGCCAAAAGUUGCCUUCUCAGCCACCUUGGCAGAUACUGAUUUUUUUGCAGUCAUGGGGCCAUACCAAAAAGAUACUACGCUGGUUUUUGAAAAUGUUUUAACAAAUAUUGGCAAUGCAUAUGACUCACAAACAGGUAUUUUCACUGCACCGAAGAGAGGAGUCUAUUACUUCAGCUAUGUGACCUUGUGCCCAAAAUCAAUGCGACAGGGAACUUCAGUUUCAUUGUUAAAAAAUGGAGUGCCAGUGGUCUCUGCAUCUGCACAAUUUGAUAUUCCUAAAUUAGAGAUAGAUCAAUCUUCAGGUAAUUCAGCUUCCCUCCUACUGGAAAAGGGAGAUCUGGUCUACUUGCAACUUUCAUCUGAUCGUAUAAUCUACACAGACGUGCAUAAACGAGACAGUUUCAGUGGACAUCUACUGUUCACAAUGUGAACUUUACUGUGACUCUACCAUUGUUUAAUGUUUGUGAUAUUGCAUACAUGUGUUACUAGUGUACUUUGUAAACUGUAAUGUGUGUGCAUAAAACUCAAAUAAAUGUGCAUUAUAUUUUA